This is a messenger RNA of Osmia bicornis bicornis, 3970 nucleotides long. It is a transcript of the gene tsl, whose product is annotated as torso-like protein. The coding region runs from base 1716 to 2915 and encodes 399 amino acids. Lineage: Eukaryota; Metazoa; Arthropoda; Insecta; Hymenoptera; Megachilidae. The transcript is spliced from 3 exons. The record is from RefSeq and is a predicted model, not a curated record.
CCUGCUCUUCUCUCGCGAUUCCUGCACGAAUCACAGAGCCUGUAACCGAUCUAUAUUUAACUCCUGUUCAAAUCUUUAUUACACCGGUGUCGUUCGAUUCAAUUUACUGUUCCAGCGAUUUGAUUGUCCUUUGAAAAAUUGAACAUACCUACGGUGUGAAUCAACCUUUAUGGUAUUACGGUCGCGUAAGGUGUUAUAAAUUUCAGACAUUAGUAAUCCGUAUAACAAGUGGUAUUUGCGUUGCGAUAGCACGUGGAACGGCACUCGCGAGGGACAGAAAAUUGAUCGCUCCAGGUUGGACGGGACCGGGGAUAUUCUAUUUGCGAAUCUCGCGUGUCUCCCUUUCUAAAUCCGUAAUGCGAUCGCAAUGCGAAGAAUGACACGAACACGUCAUUUUAAUCUGCAGCCCGGUGCAACCGGGAAGAGAUCGAUGUGUUCAUGGAACGACAGACUCGAUGCUUUGUUCGUUUGACAGCCGAGAUCUCCGAUCAUCGCGCGAUUACUAUCUUCGUUGGCAUUCAAUUAACGCUCGAGCACGUGUUAAACGCGUUCUAAGAUACGUUUAACGUCAAUCGCAAUGCUUGUCUCGCAGUUCGUGAUGAACGUUUGCAAUGCGAACAGGUGAUAUCUCCCUGAUGGAUAGACUCGGAUUUCUGCAACAAAUUUUCAAACGUGAUACUAUAUUGAUAUCGAGUGGUAAUUUAUGCUGUAAACUAUGACUUUAUAUCCGAAGGUUGUUUUUUAAAAUAAGACUGUUCAUUGAUCGUUCGAUGUUUCAAAAUAUAAUCAAGGUUGGCUAGAAACUUGAACGAUCAUCUUUUAAAAGAUAACAAAUUUACAUUUUCUUGUAUUAGGCACAAUAAAUCUUGAGUUUAUUUCAUUUAUGGAAAUUUAAGAAUCUAAUUCAUGAUAUCGGAGUGAAACUGAUUGCUUCAUUGGAAAGAGGUUUGACUAUUCAGGUUGUACUUAUGAAAUCGGAUCCAGUCCGAACACUUUAUCCUUGACUUUUUGUUACAUUUUCUCUGCUCAAACGUUCCAUUUUAGGAAUAUAUGCCGUGAACUAAGUCGAUAGACUAACUGACACGUCGUUAAACUGCACGUGCAACGUGAUUCACGAGCGCAAUAAUUGUGACAAUCAUUUAUUAUACUCUUCUUGCCCUCUCUCUAUCUCUUUCCGUAGACCCUCGGUUCUAUCAGCAGGGAACACAGUUCGUGUCUAAGUGUCUUGAGACUUGCAUACGAAUCGUGGAUUACGCGCUUCGAUUUUGCUAAAUCACGCGAGUCGAGUACGCGAUGACUAUAAAUCUUCCGGUAGUGAGGAAAGCGAUUGCGAGAAAGCCGAUAAUUGCAUGCAAUAAAUAAUUUACAUAUUCGUAGAGUCACUGAACAGUCUCCUCCAUCAUUCUUUAAGUAAUCGGUUUUCACGAUGACACAAUAGAAAAUUGGAUUUUUUAGAUGGGACACUAUUGAAAUACCACCGCAGCGAAAGGGUUAAACGCGUUUCAACUGUUAAAAAGGUACUUUGGUCGGCAGUGAUUCGACUGUGUCACCGUUUCCUGUGUCUAAUCCGUCGCGCAAAGACCCCUUUCGAGCGUCGACGACACAAAGCUACUUAAACAAUUCUUCCCCAUUGACUUCUGCGUCACGUAGAAGCUCGUUUCUUGUACCAGCGACAACUGAAUCGCACCGUCCUCGCAUACUCGAUUGUUCUCACAAUGAAGAUUUUUCAUGUCGCGGCUAUUCGUUGCUUUAUUAUCGCGCGUGCACGGAAACGCGCGGUCCUUCGUUCCCGAAGAUUCAUUCGAGCCUCUUCGUCGCUGCUGAAACGACCAAACAUCGUUUCAACGAAAAGGUGGUUUAGCCGCAGGCAGCCGCGAGAGAUGUGGUCACGAACGCGAUUCUUGGUGCUGGCUUCGAUGCUCGCGUUGCUUGUUGGUGCACGGGUCAGCAACGGGUCGCAGAGGCCGCGUCUCGGCGGUGCCGUGAACAUCUUCAGCCGAUACGGUUACCUGAGCAUCAGCAUGAGAGUUGUGCCUAGAAACGACACCGACACAUGGAUAUUCCGCGAGCCGACCUUGGACGUGUUCAGGAAUCCUGUCCCGGUAGCGAGUAGGCAACGGCAACAGGCACCCGCCGUGUUCGACGGUGAUUUCCACAUGGAAUUCUGCGACAACAUCCGCCAGUUGAUGCAGGCUUACUUCCGGGACUUCACGUUCGAGAGGCUAGAGAGACCAUGGCGGGCGUUCACCGGUAGUUGGUCCAAAGCGGCCAUAGCUCGUCACUUGGGCAUCAACUCGUCAUUCAUCACCGGCGACCAUUGUUACGUGCUGGUACGAGUCGCCAGGUUCCGCGACAACCAGAAGCUGGCUGCUACGGCAGACUCGAUGAUCCUUGACGAGGCUGUUCUCAGAGAAACGGAGAACGUGACCGUAGGCGAUACAGCGAGCGUGGUGCGGUUCAUCAAACACUUUGGCUCGCACUACAUCGCCGCCUAUGUGACGGGCAACUCUUUGUACCAGGUGUUCGUGUACACGCCUCAAGCGUACUUGCGUUUGAAAGAACGCUUGAAGACGCGCGGCGUGGCGGAUCUCUCGAACCGCGAAUUAAGCAACUUCUUCUCGCCGUGGUACGCGGAGCACAUGGGUUCCAUACAAGCCGCGAGCGGCAACCGCACCGUCGAGGCAUGGGCGGUGGAACGCCUUCGAAACCAAUAUUACAUUUUCUCGUACGCUAGCCUGCUGAAAUUGCACGGGGACGCGUUGUUGCUGAAGCAACUGGAUGGACUUCUCGAAGACGAGGCGUUGCUGCAGUUGCAACUGCGAACGCUGGCUCCGAUCUUUAAGGAUCCUCAACGACGCGAUUGGUUCCUCGAAGUAAUCGACAAUUACUUUAAGUUAUGGGAGGUGAACAUGUGAAUUCGUGUACCGAUCCUGAAAUGGACGAAAGGACCUCCUACGUAUUCCUCGCGUGGUUGGAGAACCACAAUACACACGUAUCUACAAGAAGAUGGAAGAAGCGUUGACCAGUGACGUCGACGAGAAUCCGUUCCUGUAAAACGAUUACAGUUUUUCGACCGUCGAUCAAACACGGUCCACGACGGAAGUUCACUGUUGUCCUUCCGUCGAACGAACGCUAGGAUUUAAUAGAGAAAACCAUCCAACUGCUAUGUUGUUAUAAAUAAGUAUUUAUUAUUAUAUAAUCGAUAAUAGAAAACAUUUUUAUACAAACGUUUUAAAUAUAUAUAUAUAUAUAUAUAUAUAUAUAUAUAUAUAUAUAUGUAUAUGUAUGUAUAUCACAAGCAAUUUUCGCAGUAAUGUUUGACUGAAAAACGCGCGACGUCUUCCUUCCGUGUUUUCUGAGAAUUUCGUAGACCAACACGGAAACAGGAGUCGCGAUUUUUCUUCUUCGUAUUUUUGAGUUUGAUUCUGUUUUCGAGCGUAAUUGAAAUUCGAAACGAUACGUGUGAAAAUAAAUUAUACGCGCGAUAUAUUUUAUACUCUAGGAUAAGUUUCUAUCCUUAGAAAAUCCUGGACGUUUCGAUGUAAGUAUUUGAGUAUACGUGAAAAAGAACAGAAGCGAUUAACUUAUGUUUCUUAGAAGAAAAAGUUUGAUAUUAUUGGCACGAUGGAACAACGAAAGGAACUGUUUUAAAAAAAGUUACUUUAUUAAAAAAACGACUUUCAUCGUGAAAGUAAAACUUGAAACAAUUAAAAUAACAAUAGUGUUGAGUUAAAUCUGACGACGAGAUUAAUAUAACAGGUUCUUCAAAAGACAAUCAUUUGAAGAUUGAAAAAUACGUACGAUAAUGUAUUAUAAAAGAUCAGUAUUUUUGUACGCGAUUCGAUUAUACGACGCAUUCUUUAACUGAUUUUUAAAGUGCAGAAAGAAAUCUAAAGUACUCGCAUUUAUUAAUUUUUAUAAAAAUUUGCAGAUAUGCUAUGUAUAAAAUUAUAAUUAUUAUUAAACUACA